UCGGAAGCCGCACACACUCUCCCUGGGGCUGCCAGAAGACCCAGAGAGUGAGGGUCUCCCCUUCCUAGCCCUGGAGUGGGACUCGCAGUUCCCUUCCACACCAGCUCAAGAAAACGGUCAGUCGCCAGAUAACAAUAACUUCCUGAAGGGGAAAGAUGAUGGGGAAGAUGAGAAAGAGGAUCGACUUGGAAGUGAAAAUUUCAAUGGGCAGAGUGCAAGUCAUCAUGGGUGUUAUUCCUUGGAAAAUGAUAAAGAAGCAGGUGUUUCUGGCUUCACCAGAGGGAGUAAUGGGGAAGAAAGUAAUACGAAAGAUCAGAGUAAAAAGGAAGACAAGAAAUUGGAAGAAGCAGGGGACAACGGUGGUGGAGGGAGUCAAGAAGGCUACAGUGGCGAGGGAGGAGGAGGAGGGGAUGGUGGGGGAGGUGGAGAAGGGGGGAGGGGAUGGCGGAGGGAACGACGACAAGAAUGGGAAAGAAGCAAAGGAAGAGGAUGAGGAGAGCAGCCACGAGCCAUCUAGUGACUCAAGCGAGGGGCUGCAGACCACAAGUGCUGGAGAAGAGAAGAGCAAACAUGAAGACCCGGAAGAGAUGGAAAUAGACGUAGCAACUGGUGGUGUUGAAAUUGGUUGUUCACAAGGGGAUAUGUUUGCUAGUCAAGAAGUUGCUUCUCAGAAAGUUGCCCAACCAAGAGCAGAAGUGUCAGGGAUGACACUAACUCCAGCCACAUCUAUGCCAAUCCUCCAGCUGUCACAGGGAGAGGAGGAGGAGGAGGAUGUUCCUCCACCUCCAGAGAAGUUCCUCUCAGGCACACCAUCUGCAUCUCUGCCCCUUGGAUCAUCACAGUCGGCUACAUCUACAUCGCCCACAAAAAGGAAACGGGCAGAGCUGGAAGAUCCUUCAUCCGAGACAGAACACUCAGAAAUUCCUUUAAAACAGAGACGAAUGGAAGAGGCUAGCAGUGACUCUGGUGAAGACAGAGUAAUUGUAGACUACACAGCAUUAACCAGGAAAGAUGUGGAAAUCAGUCCAAAGCAACAGAAGCCUCCCCCGAGAGUUGUAAAACCAACCCAUCUCUUGGCAGCUGCAAAACGAAUUACCUUUAGUUCUGAAGAUUUACAGAAGUGUACAGAGAGGGAAGAUCCCCUGAGACAGCUACCUGUAGAUACGGAAGAAGAAGAAAGUGAACAAGAAAAAGAUCUUCCAGUGAGACAGCCAGUUGAUACAGAGGCAGAAAGCAGUGACUCUCAGAAAGUUAGUGAUGAUACUAAGAAAGGUGACACUGCAUCAAAAGCGAUAUCUGAUAGUGAGUGUGAGGAUAGUGAUAUUGAAAUUUUGGAGGAUAAGGAUCGUAGUAUAGAAGUGUUAUAUGAAAAAUCUAAAGGUAAGAGCUCACUAGAACAAGAGAUAGGAUCUCAAGACUUCAGCCUGAUGUUAUCUGGUGCUGAGCAUGAGUCAGAGUACCAACAGGCAGGACAAAGAUUUUCUGAGGGCCAUAUCCUAACUGAAGAGGCAGAAAGCCAGUCACAAAGUUUAUUGUCAAUGACAGAAUCAGAACAUCUUCAGUGUCAUGACACCAUGUCUUCAAGUAGCAGUGAGAGUAGUCAACAUGCACCUGAAACGCUAGUAGGUAGCAUGCCAGCUACCCAGCUCGAGGGGAUUUGUCAGCCCGUGGUCCUUUCACAGCCAAACAUUGACCCUCUCAUGUCAUUACCAAUACCUUCUUCUGCAAGAGAAAAGGAAAAGGACUCUGAUAGUAGCGGGGAAGUUUCUCCAAAGGAAAAAGACAUCGAAGAGGAAGGAAGUAAAGAAAAGUCUGAGUCACAGAAGACAUCUAAGAAAGUCGAUGAAGAAAGUGAAGUGGCUUCAUCCAUGGACAUUUCUCAAAAAGUGGAAACAGCAAGGCUUAAGAUGCCUGAAAUAUUUACUCCAGCUUCCCAAGAUUAUGAGGUAACAGAGGAGAGUGAGUCAGUAUUUACAAAGGCAACCAAAAUAGCCAAGGAAAGAGCAGAAAAAGAAAAAAAGAGGAUGGAAGAAGAGAAGCAAAACAAAGAGACAGUAGAAAAAAUGACAAGUGCUAGUAGUGCCUCAUUUGAAAGUCUAGGAACAUCGCCAAUAGAAGAAGGACCCAUUAGAGAGACUGAAAAAUCCAUAAUCGAGUGCAGUAUGACAGGAAGUUCCAAUCAGUCUACCCCAGUUUCCAGUUUACAGCCUACACGUUCUUCACAUUCCACCCCAGUCACAAGCCAACCACAACGCAAACUCUCUCAGAGUGCCACUCUUUUUGGCUCGGCUAAAAAAGAAUCUACUCUUAGUUCUAGUCAGUUAAGUGCAUCACAGCAAGUUUUAGCAGAAGAAACUGAUAGUGAAGAUGAAGGACAACUCAAGCGGAAAAGAAAAAAGCAUCGUCCCACAGCAGAGUCAGAGCAGCCAGGGAAAACAGCAUCGCGAGCAUCUAACAUCAAGGCAGAAUCCAGAAAGACUUCCACUCCAAACACCAGCCAGGGAGUAAGCCUCAACAUCUCAGGUGAUGGAAGUAGUUACAUUGAUAAAGAGCAAGCUGGAAUCCUGUCUGGUGUUGAAACUUCAAAGUCACAUAAUUCCUCAUCAGAGCAGUCAGGAGUUGUCAAAUCACCAGACCAAAGUGCAUCACCAGGAAGGAGGGCAAGCACUCCAGACACAGAACUUCUUCCAGAUUUGGAAAGAAUUCACUCCGUUGAAGAGCUACAAAGAGCAGGAUUUAAAAUCAAUCGACAGCUAGACCCAGCAGAAGUUAUAGAAUACAUUCAUCCAGUUACAAGAGAUACAAUAUAUGUCACAAUUGUCCAUGAUGUUGGUGAUCUGGAAGCUAUAACUAUUUCUAAAUUGCACUUUAAGCCUGCAUCAGAGUCUGGGAGUGGGAGUGGUGGAAGUCGAAGCAGCAGGAUAUCUGAUGUGAGUAGCAUAUCCCGUACUACAUAUUCUUCUUCAGGUUAUUAUGGAGACAAAAGUUCAUCGUCAUCAAAUUCAUCUCGUCGCACUUCCAUGUUCUCAACAGCAGAGUCUUCAAGAUUAUCUGUUGGUAGUGUUGUUACUGUCUCAUCACCUCCAAGAGAAAUACAAAUUAUUGCAGAGCACAGUAAAAAGGAUCUUGCUUCUCAAAAGGCUCAAGAUGAUGGACUUUUUCGUGUUCCAGCUGCACACCCUCGAGCCCAGGCUGGUGUAAAAUUACCCGACACAUCACAAAAAGUAACUGAACAAAUUCUCCAGAUUCCUGUCCCUCAAAGGUUGGCUGCACAAAAGGCAUUAGCUGCUACAAAAAAAUCACCACCUUCAUCAUCAUCAAGUACUGACAGUAAAAUGCCUUCAGCAGAUAAACCAAGGAGAGGUCGAGGUCGAGGAAGAGGAAGUAGAGACACUGGUAGAGGUGGUUCAUCUGGUUCUGCCUCAGGGCCUCGAGGUCGGGGACGGGGCAGAGGCCGUGGAAGAGUCCCUGUUCCUAAGUCAUCCACUGAGACAGAAGAAGACCAUGAAUAUGAUGAAGAAUCACCUGACUUUGUUGAUGCAUUGCCAUCAGAAGGCAAGUCUUCAGGAAACAACAAAACUGAUACAGACAGUGGUGCCUCAUCAGCUAGUGUUACCAAAACAGCCAGGGGCCUGGGAGCUAUCUCAGAGCUUCUGAGUUCCUUACCUGAAGAUAUAUGGAAAGUGUUGGAAAAUUCCCAGGUCCCACUUUCUGAAGAGGAAGAAGAGGCCUUUGUCCGUCUAGGAGGAACUGAAGCAGAGGAGAGACAAUUAGCCCAGGUGCUUAAAAGAGUUCGAGAAGCAGAACUAGAUAAGGGUCUGCUUGUAUUUGCUCGUUUCACAGACAAUAAUUUUUACUCUGCUGUUUUACAUGAGAGGGAUGGAGCUGACCGAUGGCAUGUGCAGUUCACUCUGGAUCAGUACACUGCAUCUGUACGAGAUGUUUACCUGUUGCCAACAGAUCUGUUACCACGGGGUCAUCACUGCUUUGUUCGACAUCAGACAGAGCAUUACAGCGAUCCUGGUGUAGUGAAAGGGCACAUUAGAGUCGGAUCUACACUUCUUCAUAUUGUUGAGACUGACAGGGGAGUCACACAAAGAGUACCACACUCCCACCUUCUGCUUACAGGUCCUCAGGCACAUGAUCUCUUACAGGCCAGAUUAAACUUUCGUUCUAUGGUUGCCUCACCUGGCAGAGAUGUGUCUUUGGAUAACAUAGUUAUGGGAAGAAGACGACGCACAACCCAAGAUCAGUUUUCAUCACCACGCUCUAAAAAGGCUGAUGAGAAUUUGGACACUAGUGAUGCCACAGCUGGUGAAUCUGAGGACCUGAAUAUAAAUAUUGGUCGUUCUCCAAUUAAAAGAGGGCUGUCUGCCAGAGGAAGAAGAGGGGCUAAGAGAAGAAAUCUUUCAGUUCUCCCAGAAGAAAGUGAAAGCGAAGCAGAAGUUACUCCGGGACCAGACUCUAAAAGAGGGGGUAGAAGAGCUGGAACUCCCAAAGUAGUUCAAACUCCCAGAACUCCUAAAACUCCCCAUGCUAGUGCACUUAUUGAAGCCCAGAGUGAGGAAUUACCUGAGAAAAAAGAUCUUCCAAUAGAUGCAGAGAAAGAACCCUUGCCACCCAAGAUCACAUCAUUGCAGGUGCAGGAGCCCAUACUAAGCACUCCUCCGAAAAAGCGUGGACGUCCCUCAGGGCAGAGCAGUGGGACUCAGACUCCUAAGAAGCUGCUCAGAAUUGAUGAAGAAAUUCCCCCUGAUCCUCGCCUUGGCCCACUGCCCCCAGAAAACAGCCAGAUAUUUGCAGGGUACACAAUUCUUUUGACAAGUGGAGACAGCAGUAUCAAGAAGAGACAAAAUGCAGAUGAUGAGGGCCUACCAUCCUUUGACAAGGACUACUUGACAAAGCAGUUCACAAGAGGAGGUGGCAGAGUCCUUGAAAAGUAUGCAGAAGCAGAGAUCAUACUGGCUGAGCAAGGAAGAUCCUCAGUUGGUCGACAGGUUACCCCAAAAGCUAAGAAAAAGUCAGGAACAACUUUGACCACUUUGCUGCUCAUUUCUAACACUUAUUGCCGUACUGCCAAAUAUAUACAAUGCUUGGCAGCAGGUAUACCCAUAGUGUCCUUCCAGUGGGUCAUAGCUUCAUGUGCACAGAACAAAGAAAUUUCGUGGAGAUCAUUCUUGCUUCCAGCGGGUGAAAAAUACUCAGGUGAACUGAGUGAGCAGAUGAUCAGUCUGGAGGAAGACUCUCAGACUGGACCACUGCAACUCCUCACUGGGGAAAGAAUAUUCCUUGCAACAUCCAGCAACCCAGAGUUUAGCCCACUUUGGCAGCCCCUUCUGGACACAACAGGUGCCAAAGUGCGAGUGAAACCUGCCCGUAAUGGUAAUUUGAACAGAGUCUUGGACAAGAGUAUAAAAGUAGUGGUUGCUGAUCCUACCAUCCCAGAAGCAGAGAAACAGCGAGCAGAGCAGCUGUCCAUACCCGUUGUAUCAACAGAAUGGGUAAUACAAUCGCUCAUUGCUGGGAAACGCAUCUCGUAUGGAGCAUAUCCAAGUUUCAGAUAUGACUACCGUGACUCAGCAACACCAAGCAAGUUAGAUAAAAAGUAGCGCUCAUGACGGCUUACUCCCUGAACCUGAGUUCAAGGUUGAGGGUAAGGACUUUUUGUAAUUUAUAAUGUAGGAUGAGUUUUGAGAUCGUUUCUUUCUUGCAUCAAAAUUAUUGUCAUUUGUAAUUGAAAGACUACUGCCUGCAAUUCAUGCUGAAUAAGUGAUUAAACUGUUUCAAACAUGAAACUCUCACACAACCAUAUCAUGAAAAAUCAUAUUUCAGCACUUACUUCACUAUUUUUAUAUGUAAUGGUAGUUUGAAUUAUUGUAAUAUAGAAAUGUAUACAUGUGAGCCAGUCAUUGUGAAGAUUGUUUCAUAUUUACUUUUUAAAAUAUUAGUUAUAAAAGAAAUAAAUGAAGAGUAUGAAUAUACAAACCAUUUAUUUGGAGACGUAGAAAGUAUAUCUAAAAAAAAAAAUUUAUUUGUUCAAUUGCGAAGAAAGAGUAAUCAUUAUAUGAAACUUGUAGUAGUUAGUUAGUAGAGUAGUAAUAGUACAACUUUGGUAUUGCAGCAGUUUUAAAGAAAUUUUACCAGAUUCAUAUUUAAGGAGAUAGAGAAGAAAAAAGUAGGUUGACAAUAGCACAAAAAUAGAUGAGUUACGUAGGAAACAUCCCAUUCUGGGAUGAAAAAAGGUUAGCGUUGUUCACGUUGGGGGAUGUUGAUGGAUAUCAACAGCAGUACCAGCUUUUCUAUGUCAAGUUGUAUAUAUAUUGUACUUUUACCAAAGUAUAAAAAUUUUAAAUUUCUUGUUGAUACAACUUUGUACCUUGUUAUAAUAAUUAAUUAUUAUUGUAAAUCAGAAAACCAACAACAAAUAUUAAAGUAGGAGCAAUGCUUUAUAUGCUCUGCAUCUAUAUCAUAGUGUUGUGUUUUAGAGUUGAAGUGUAAAUCUAAAACUGUGUUGUUCAGUUUGAUUUAUUUUCUUUCAGCAUUAUAAAUGCGUUUGUUGCAAGUAGCCAUAAAAAAAAACAUUGUCAGUGUGACACAUUGUCUUAAUGCAAGUACAGAACUCAAUAAGGCUCUCUUUCAAAGUUAGAAACUGAUUGGUUGUCAGAGCAGUUCCUUUACUUAUUGCAAGAAAAGUGAAAAAGGCAGUUUUUAUUUUCAACUAGAUUGUUUUAGGUGUGUACAAUUGUAUUUAGGUAAUGGUAUUGAUACAAUUAGUAGGUUACCAUCUGAUGUGUACAGUCUGAGAAAGCACUAGCUGUAAUUUACACCAGCAAUAAUGAUUUUGGUCAUUUUUAUGUUUAUAUAUUAUUUUAGCUUGAUGAGAAUCAUCACAACAGAGAGCAUUUAACGAGUAAAACAGGUAGUUUUUGCCACCAACUUCUGUAGUGAUAUCUGUGGUAGCAACAUAGUUGGUACUGCAAAUGUUUUAGUGAUUCCACACAUAGAGUCAGAUAUUCAAGGAGGAAGCAUUUUUUUUCUGUCCAGAAUAGGCAUAUGCUUAUUAUAUGGUCUGGUAGGUUAUGAAAAUGAGUCUUGUUAGAAGAGAAGCCAUAUUAUUAAAUGGUGUGAAGGCAGCAUUCAGUUAAAAACUGGAUAACCCUUCACCUAAAAGGAAUUUUAGUUACAACUCUAUUUUUGUUAUAAGUUCAGCUUAUAAUGCAUUUAUCUUUUAUUUCCAUAGACAAGUCUUAAUGAUGCAAUCUGAUAUCUGUUAUGUGAUAGUUUCAAGGAAAGCAUAUUCUCUGCUUGAGGGUUCUAUAUUACAGUAAUGCAGUACUUGGUCAUUCUGUUAGAAUUAUGGUAAAUAUUCAUGUGAAGGCAACUUGUGCUCAAGCAGAGACUAACUGUAUUACUGCAUUUUUUAAUCAUAUUUUAGUCAUAAUUUUUUUCUCCAAUAAUUGCCUCUAUAAACUAGGGGACAUUUUUUUUAAUGAAUCAUUUAGGUGUAUCACCUACUUAUUUUUUAUACCUCAAUUUUUUUAUUAUGUUUUUUUUCUCCAUGCAUAGUGUGAUGUUACAUGUAAGUGGUGUAUUCAUAUUUAGAAAAUUCAUUGUAGUGUCUCUCUUCAACAACUAUUUGUGUAAAUCCAUGUUUUUUGGCAGCAGGACCAUUUCGGUAAAUAAUUACACAAUUUUUCAAAGUAGUGAAUUAAAUGGUUAGCACUUAAUAAGAAAAGCAUAAAAGGUUAACAACUAGGGAAGACUGUACUACUCUUGAUAGUUAACAGUCAGUUAAUGAAACAGUUGCUUUUGCCAAAGUAAGUACAAAAAAUGAGAUACAUUACAUUCCAAGUUUUAGAGUGUGUUCUUUUUUGACAUAUAUCUGAAGGCCUUCUUUUUAAUCCUCUGUGUGCCCCAAGAAAUCUGUUAGAAUGGAAUUACCAAAUUUUGCAAAGGACUACUUCCAGGUCCCAGUCCACAAAAAAUAUAACGGCCUUUCUCUGUGCACUGUCAUCGUUGUGUGGCAAAGAGAGUUCAAAGUUUUGCAUAUAUAGUAGUAUAUAAAAAAGACACACACACACACACACACAAAGGGUUAAUUUAGAGGGGCAGAUAUUCUGUACUGCCUUCUGCUAUUGGAUGUGAAUGGAAUAUAGUGGAUCCUUUUAUAACUCACACAUACAGAGCUGCCAAUCUUUCCUAGUCACAGCUAUUACCAUUAGUACUCUGGAUACAGUUACAGUUACAAAUACAAACAUAUUUAUAUCAUAAAAAAAUUAUUAAAGAAAUUAGUAAUCCUUGGUUGAUAGCUCUGUAGGUAAACUUACCCAUAUGCACAAUCAACUCUUUAAUAAUAGAAAAAGGAGUGGUAAAUGAAUGAGAUAAAUGCUGAUUAGUCUAAAAGCUAUCCAUGUAAAUCAUACUUGUGCACAAAAGCUCUUAUUAGAUAAAAUGGUCAAAAAGACAGAACUCAAGGUUUCAAUUCAAAGUGAAACACUGACCUACUUAAAACUUGUUAUAUUGGUUUUGAUGUGUAUAUUGAUUUUUUUUUCUAAAGUAUUUUUUAAUCUCUCAAAUGAGUAGCUUAUCUUUGUACUUUCUCUGUACCCAUCUAUUUCUUCACACUCCCCAACAGUACCUUAUCCUUUGUUAUCAUUCUAUUGACCAUUUUUGAAGGAAAUGAGAUCCCUUAUUUUCAUUUACAGUAAUAAAGUAUUAUUUGUUCAUGGCAUUUUAAAGCAUGUUUGAAAGAGAUCAGUGUUGUAGUCCACAGACUGUAAGUAAACAUUUCCAUGGAAAGCUUCAGGCAUUUAUAAACAAAAAAGAUAUUUAUACAUGUACAUAUUUCUUUUGCCUAUUAAUUUUGUAGUAAAGCAAGUCCAAGAAAAAAACUCUCAAUUGGCAAAAGGGAAGUUACCUGUAGAUAUUUACCAGUAUAAGAAUUUAAUAAACUGUGUUCUCCUUUUUAUAAUCAUUAUUAUUAAUGGCUUCCUCCUUCAGCAAAUGGAAAAAUAAACUUUAGUUAAAUGUGAAAUCUUAAGUGUAUGACAAAUCCCUGCCUCUUAAAACAUACUUGGAAUGCAUGUAUGCUGUGCCAUAUAUAUGUCUUUAAAACAU
Messenger RNA from Penaeus monodon (black tiger shrimp), 9117 nucleotides. Its product is annotated as TP53-binding protein 1-like. Gene Ontology annotation, biological process: positive regulation of transcription by RNA polymerase II; DNA damage checkpoint signaling. The transcript is spliced from 11 exons. Bases 156 to 5609 code for a protein of 1817 amino acids. The record is from RefSeq and is a predicted model, not a curated record. NCBI's taxonomy places the organism in Eukaryota, Metazoa, Arthropoda, Malacostraca, Decapoda, Penaeidae. Gene Ontology annotation, cellular component: nucleus. Gene Ontology annotation, molecular function: histone binding.